This is a messenger RNA of Neodiprion fabricii, 4032 nucleotides long. RefSeq lists its product as uncharacterized. The coding region runs from base 1 to 4032 and encodes 1343 amino acids. NCBI's taxonomy places the organism in Eukaryota, Metazoa, Arthropoda, Insecta, Hymenoptera, Diprionidae. Gene Ontology annotation, cellular component: membrane. The transcript has 17 exons. The record is from RefSeq and is a predicted model, not a curated record. Gene Ontology annotation, molecular function: ligand-gated monoatomic ion channel activity.
AUGCGGCCUUUUUAUAUCGUGGUGUGUUUGGCGACGAUUUACGGACUCGUAAGAACGGAACGGAUCGUCACCGGUCAUCUGAUCGAGGAUUUUUAUCAACAGAAAUACGUUCACCAGGUCACUGUCUUUGCCUGCUGGAAUAAUUUUGAAACAACGGCUUUCAAUCGAGAGCUGAUGAAUUCUGGUAUAAAAACUGGAUUCGUCUACGUUCCCAACGAGAGCUUGAAUAUGCGCCAAAUUCUGACCGUCAACUAUUACAAACUCGGCGUUGUCUUGGACUUGGACUGUCCGGGGAGCCGUUUGGUUCUUGAUCAGUUUACGGAACAAAACAUCCCCUUCAACGAGUCCUACUCUUGGCUCCUCGUUACGAACCAGACGAUGCCGAGAACUUUACUGAGCACGCUGCCUCUUACAAUCGAAACCGAGUUGGUCGUUGCUCUUGUCGUAGCAAACGACAUUUUCGAACUCUACGAUGUUUACAACCCGAGUUAUCGACACGGGGGUGAUCUAAACGUGACUUAUAUGGGACAAUGGGAUGUGCAACAAGGUCUGACCGUCAAUUUGACGCAGUACAAGUACCAACGACGUGGCGAUCUUCGCGGACUUUCCCUCAACGUCUCGAUCGCUAUCACUCAUACUCCUACUCCAGACUUCAUGACGUACAUAACGUAUCCCAUUAACCGGCACCUGGAUACGAUGCACCGUUUCAAUUACGCCCUGGUUUGUCAGCUGCGUGACUCUUACAAUUUCAAGAUGAAUUUGAUGAAAGCCACUUCGUGGGGAUAUCUCAUGGAGAACGGUUCGUUUAACGGAAUGCUUGGUGACAUGAUUGCUGGCAGAGUUGAUAUUGGCGCAACGCCUCUGCAGUUCAAGGAAGAACGAAUCGACGUCGCCGAAUUUACAGUUCAAACUUGGCUGGCGAGACCCUGCUUCAUAUUUCGCCAUCCAAAGAAAAACACAGUUCGCAACGGUUUCCUUCGGCCCUUCGCGCCCAACGUUUGGAUACUCACGAUACUGACGGCCUUUGUGUGCUGGUUUCUAUUGUACAUUACAGUGAAGGUAGAACCUUGUUUGACUCACCGUACGGCCGAAACUACCCUCGAUAUUCACGCUGCUUCGGAGACUGCUCUGAUAGUUGCCGCCUCUUUGUGCCAGCAAGGUCUAACGGAUGGGCCGCAGUUGUUCUCCGGGCGAAUCGUCUUCAUCUUCCUUUUCAUCUGGGGCCUGCUUUUGUAUCAGUUUUACUCAGCCAGUAUCGUGGGUUCCUUGCUCGCUCAGAACCCUAGGUAUAUAAACACCCUAAAGGACCUCCUGGACAGCGAUCUGCGUGUAGGAAUCGAGGAUAUCGCCUACAACUACGAUUUUUUUGCGACGACCACUGAUCCAGUGGCGCUGCAGCUCUACAAGAAAAAAGUAGCACCCUCCAGGAAGCGGAAGCAGCCCGCGUAUUACAGCCCUCGCGAUGGUCUUAGCCUCGUACAAAAGGGCGGUUUUGCUUUUCACGUCGACGUUGCCACCGCCUACAAGAUAAUCACGGACACUUUUGCCGAGGACGAAAUAUGCGAUCUCGUAGAAAUCCAAUUGUUUCCUCCGAAACAUACGGCUACGGUUACGAGUAAACAUUCACCGUUUAAAAAAAUGGUCACUUACGGGUCAGUGAGGCGUCUUACUUGUCGAAUAUACCUCCAAGCCACAAAAGUCUCUGCGAUUAUUCUUUUUUUUUUCUCACACAGGAUGCGGAAAAUCAUCGAACGAGGGAUGGCCGAACGUCUGCGGCACGUUUGGCACUACCGGAAGCCGAUUUGUCCAGAGAGUCACAGUGCAAUCCCGGUUCCUGUAUCCCUCGAGGAAUUUUCACCAGCUUUAUUUUUGCUCUCGAUGGGUAUGACGCUGGCUGGCACUCUUAUAUACCUCGAGAAAUACGCCAAGCGACGAACCGCUUUGAAAAAGAAACAGAACUUCCUCGUGACAUGUUUUAUAGUUGACAAAUGGUUUCUGCUUUUGCAAGUUAUGUAUCUUUCGAUUUUUCUGACCUUCGCACAGCUGUUGGCCAGUGUCACGGCCUCGAUAGAUCAGAAUGAGCUGAGCAAUUUAAUCAUCGACUACAUUGAUUACAAAAAUGCCAGUCGUUUGAUUUCGGCAUUCCUUUGUCUGCGAGAUCUUGACUCGGUGUCACUGAGCCAAAAAAUAAUGAAUGCGUCGAUUAGCGCGACGAUAUUUAAUCCGUCGAAAAUAUGCGGUGAUAGAGAAUCGCUGGAGGAUCUCCUCCGCUAUAAUUACCAUAGUAUAAAUAUCGCAACAGACCUUGAUUGCGAGAGUAGCAAGGAAUUGCCGACUGGGAUUUCGGCUGGCAAAAUGUUCAACCAUUCCUACUCCUGGCUUUUGACCAGCAAUAAUAAGAGCGACGCCCUAGCGUUCAUGGGAGGGUUGAAUCUGAGCGUCGAUGCCGACGUCGUGGUGGCAAUCACAGCUGAGGAAACCGUCAAAUUAUACGAUAUAUUUAAUACGGGAAGUGAUCGAAACGGGACGUUGAACGCGACAUUUAUCGGUACCUGGCGGUCGUUGUCCCCUCGUUUGAACAUCUUCAAACUGCAAAGCCCGGUUUAUCGCCGCCAAAACCUUACCGGGAUUACUCUGAAAUUUGCUGCUGUGACGGCGUACAUGGAUCCGCGGGAAGAUGACCCGAUCAAGUAUCUUUCCAACCCUGCGAACAGAAGCUACGACACCAUAUCCAAGAUCAAUUACGCCCUGGGUGUAAUCCCUCGCGACUUCUUCAACUUAACAGUGGAAAUAUCCACGUGGUUCGACUACGGUGGACGAUGGAAUGGGACGCCCUUCUUCGGGAUGAUGGGUGCCUUGGGACGCAGGGAGGCCGAUUUCACUCUUGGCGGUACCGUUGUGACGCAAGAACGGUUGGAGUACUGCACUCCGGUCGUGCAGAACUACCCAUUUUGGACUGGUUUCCUGUUCAAACAUCCCGUCAGUCACUCCGUCAGGAAUGUUUUCCUGGAGCCGUUGUCGCCUUCUACGUGGAACGCGGUGAUUGUCUUGUCACUUCUUGUCACUGUCGUUCUAAGUAUCGGGACGCGCUAUCACAGGCAAGAAAAUGGUAACCCUUGGUCCUUUGGGAUCUAUUCGACUCUGGCUACACUCUUUCAGCAAGGUGGAGAUAUAAGAAACCAUCGUUGUUGCGAACCGCGGCUUCAAGCCCCUCGAGGUCUAAAACUCCAACUGUUCUCAGGGUGGCACAGCUCUCUACCUGGUCAGAGCGGACAUCUCCUCUUCAUAGUUUUCACGCUCUUCAGCAUGCUGCUGUACAACUUUUACAGCGCUUCUGUAGUCUCGUCGCUGCUCUCGACCCCCCCACAAAAUAUUCGUACGAUUGGGGACUUGUUGAAUUUUGGAAUGCCAUCUGCCUACGAGAACGCUUCGUAUGUUCCACACUACUUCAAAAUAUCAACUGUACCCGCGGAAAAGAUGUUCUACGAGAAGAUGCUGCUGGAUAAAGGUAAACCAAAGAUUCUUCCCCGCUCUGAUGGCAUCCGAAGGGUUAAGGAAGGGGCGUUCGCCUAUCACACCACCCCUGCUGACGCUUACGAGGAGAUUGCCCAAGAGUUCGCUCAACCUGAGAUUUGCAGCUUGGCCGAGAUCCCGUUCAUCAGGAAGUCAGUGCUUGCGAUGUGGGCAUCGCGCGAGAAUCCCUACAGAGAGCAUCUCAAGAUCAUACAUCGGCCUCUGCAGGAAGUCGGAAUCCUGGCCAGAGAACAGAAGCGUUGGAUUGCUCCGAAACCGGAAUGCCUCGGUAGCACCGCAGUUAUUAACAGCCUUGCGUUGAACGAUGUAGCCCCGGCAUUUCUGGGUCUCCUGUGUGGCACUUUUGCCGCAGUUUUCAUAUUCCCUCUGGAACUCGCACACCGUUCGUUGAAAGAAAAGGGGUUAGAAAUGCAUUUUUUUUCUACCACUUUUCCAAUUUUCACUCAAGAUGUACAGCAAUACGGGACAGUUUGCGACGCGGAAUUUAUUCGUCACUAA